Ostrea edulis (European flat oyster) is the source of this 2730-nucleotide messenger RNA. RefSeq lists its product as uncharacterized. The transcript has 8 exons. Bases 431 to 2134 code for a protein of 567 amino acids. The record is from RefSeq and is a predicted model, not a curated record. Gene Ontology annotation, molecular function: protein binding. NCBI's taxonomy places the organism in Eukaryota, Metazoa, Mollusca, Bivalvia, Ostreida, Ostreidae.
GUAACGUCAGAUUGUAAUUCUUAGAUCUGUAGAAGUGGCUAUUUCUGUAACGUCAGAUUGUAAUUCUUAGAUCUGUAGAAGUGGCUAUUUCUGUAACGUUAGAUUUAUGAUUUGUCGUCGUCCUGAUUGUCUCAAACUAAACUGAAUAAAAAAUGCCGCGAAGAUUGAUCAUGGUUGUAAAAAUUCAUGUCCUGCCUUCAGGGCCGAGUUGGGGCUAAGAUGUUCAUUUAUGAAGAUGCAUUAUGUUUAAAAGACGUCCUUAAUUCUGAAGUUAACAGUCCAACUAUUUGUAUGAUACAAUUGGGCAUAUAAUGAACCCUGUUUGCUCUACCAAACUUCUGAAACCCAUGGAACGUGGAUUGAGGCCCAGGUUCCAAUUUUUCUUUAUUCCUGUACAUCAAGUACACACACUACUAGUAUAUGCAUCUUUAUGAGCAGUGGAAUGGAGAACAACAAAAGUGAUGAAGCGAGCGAUGAUAAAGACGAUGAUGCAAAGGACAGGAGGAAACAAUCUGAAUUUGAAGACAAGGCCGUAACUAGACUUUUAAGGAGGAUGGGUGAAAAAAGUUUAAUUCCUUUGUUUUCCCAACAAUGCAUCACUAUGGAGAUCUUAAUGGAUCUAAGUCAUGCAGAUCUUCGUGAAGUAGGGGUCGACACAUUUGGUCAAAGACAUAAGAUAUUGACGGAUGUAGCACGACUGAAGCGAGAGAGAGGACAGAGAAACACAAAUUGUCGAUGUAGACUACAUCCCUUCAAUACCACGUGUCCCGGGCGAAAACGGAAGCUGGAAAACCAAAGUUUGUUCACAAAGAAAAUGAGACUAGGAGUCAGAAAUGUUCACACAGAAGUACCUGUCGUAGUUUCCACUGCCUCCAGUAUACAGCCUCACACGUCUGUCACACACAGCAGUCCUUCUGUUUGUCAGACGACACUACGUCAGUCCUCUCAGACACAUACCUCCUUGUCUUCACUGAAUGUUGGAUCAGCAGCAAGAAAUACAGCAAUCCCAGCGUUAACUUUAUCAGGUACAGCAACGACUGUAACACCAAUUGGUUGCUCAGUGCAAACAGCAAUGCCAAUAAUACAGAAUCCCUCCGUAACAGCACCGACAACAACAUUUAGUUCAUCAACAACACCCUCUCUGGUCAUAACUUCUAGAGUCAAUCUUUUGACAAACACAACAACACCUAGUCAUGCAAUAACGACAUGCAGCUCAUCUUGUGUUUCAGCAUCGUCAAUUUCUCUGACAGGAAGCAAUGUUUUACCAGUUCCUGCCAUCUGCGUACAUUGUACACAAAACACAAUUACAGGUGAAGAGAACAAUUUCCUACGAUACUUUCUUCUGGCUCAGCUUGGUACCCAGGCCUUGCGGAUUCUGUUCGACUCAAUUGUCAAACCUAUGUCUCUGACAAAUCACCUACAGAAUUUCAAACCAAAAUUAAAACACUGUACAGCGCAACAGAAGGACAUCCUAUAUCCGGUUGCCGGAGGACCUGUGACCUCAGCAGACUUUGAUACAUCUCUUCUGUACACCCUGCUGCGCAACACAGUGAAAAUCACACCUCCAACAAGUGGAUGGAAUAAUGAACCAAGUCCUUCUGAAAUCUCACAAGGGGACGAUGUGGAGAGAAUAAGAUUCGCUAGGAAUUCUUUAUGUCAUGGUAAAACGUUCAUGGAUCAAUCAACAUUCAAUUCAAAAUGGACAUGUCUUUCUCAGGCGAUUGUCCGACUGAGUAGCGGUUCCCUUAAUGGUGAUGUCGCCUCCUUAGCAACAAGGAAGUUUGAUAAAUCUGAGAAACAGGUCAUAUUGGAUGACUUCCUGCUUCUAAAAAAAAGGCUGCUACAAUUAGAGAGAAGACAUAUUCCUUUUAAUGUCCGAGAACAACAUGAAGAGAUAUUGAAUAAAUGGGAAAAGGAAUAUGAAGUGCUAUGCAAAACGAGAGCUUAUUACAGAGUGAAAUCAGCAAUCGAGUCCAAAUCCAAAAAUAACGUGACAAUAAUAAGCGGCACAGGAAUGGGGAAAACAUUCAUUGCUAAGCAGAUAUGUCUUCAUUUACAAAAUGAAGGUUGGGAAAUCAUCCCCGUUCAACACGUAGACGAGAUGACUAGCUAUCGCCUUGUCAGUAUCAAGUAGGUGUUUCUUCUAGACGAUCCUGUGGGAGUAUUUGGAUUCGAUCGAUCAGCAUCAAAUGCUAUAAAAAGAAUAUUUGACGCUUUCUCUCCUUCAGAUACAACCAAAUUUAUUUUUACCUGCAGAAAAGCUGUUUACAAUGAAUGCAAAGAUAUGGAACACAGUUUCCUUAGAAAUAUUAUCGAUAUUGGAAGUUUAGAUCUUAUGCUGAGUGAAAAAGAAAUGAAGGACAUGCUAGCUUCUCAUUGCAAACGUGCAGGAGUGAAGGAGAAAAGGUAUGCAAACGUUUCGCUAAAUCCUGGUAUGAAAAUGUUCCCACUUUUGUGCCGUUUAUUUGCAAACGAUGGAGAAAAUCAGAAAUAUGGAAGAACUUUUUUUAAAAAGGCAAAUAAAAGCAUCAUUGACCAAUUCAAGAAAAUGAGAAAUCAAAAGGAGUCACAAUAUGCAGCACUUGUUUUGUGUAUGUUAAGAGAAAAUGAUUUAACAAACACAGCUAUUGCUGAAUUUAUUUGUCUAAUCAGUGCCAAUUUUGAUGUUGAUGCAGUUUGUAUUCAGAAGUCUCUUGAGCAAUUGACAGGAACAUUUGUUGUGAAGAAUAA